Messenger RNA from Marasmius oreades (fairy-ring Marasmius), 201 nucleotides. RefSeq lists its product as uncharacterized. The record is from RefSeq and is a predicted model, not a curated record. The transcript is spliced from 3 exons. Lineage: Eukaryota; Fungi; Basidiomycota; Agaricomycetes; Agaricales; Marasmiaceae. The coding region runs from base 1 to 201 and encodes 66 amino acids.
AUGGUCAUCCAUGCGCGUUCAGGCGUACGCUACAAAAUUGUGGGAAUGAUGCAAGGGAAUUAUCGGCACGACCACGGUUAUUCGUUCGCAUUACCGGUGCAAGGAAACGAGACGCGUGGAAAUGCAGGAAGCGAGGAAGCAGAGUAUAUUGUGCAGUAUUUUACGGGAAGCGAGAGGGUGCUAGAAAAUGCGAUAGUAUAA